Molecule: messenger RNA, 4523 nt
Organism: Arvicanthis niloticus (Nile rat)
Lineage: Eukaryota; Metazoa; Chordata; Mammalia; Rodentia; Muridae
Gene: Stard4
Product: StAR related lipid transfer domain containing 4
Biological process (GO): cholesterol import; intracellular cholesterol transport; cholesterol transport involved in cholesterol storage
Cellular component (GO): endoplasmic reticulum; cytosol
Molecular function (GO): cholesterol binding; cholesterol transfer activity
Source: RefSeq, a predicted model, not a curated record
GGGCGGGCCGGAAAACAGCUUCUGAAACGCGCGGGGUUGCAGGAGCGGUGAGCAACCUUUUCCUGGACUCGGAGACUGCCUGGCAUCCUCCGGUACCGGACAGGAAGGAGAGCAGUCGACCGAGCGGGGUCGAGCGGGGCCGAGCGAGGCUGAGCGUUUCCUGGAGCUGUCCCCUGCAGAGGGGAGAGAGAUGGCUGACCCUGAGAGCCGGUGGUCACAGAGUGGCAGGAAGAUCAAAAUGGAAGGACUGUCUGAUGUUGCCUUUGUUUCAACUAAACUUCAGAACACUCUGAUCCAGUAUCACAGCAUUGAAGAAGAUCACUGGCGAGUUGCCAAGAAAGUGAAAGAUGUAACAGUUUGGAGGAAACCCUCAGCAGAGUUCAGUGGCUAUCUAUAUAAAGCUCAAGGAGUUAUGGAUGACGUAGUCAAUAAUGUCAUAGAUCACAUACGCCCAGGGCCCUGGCGCUUGGACUGGGACCGGUUAAUGACUUCAUUGGAUAUUUUGGAGCACUUUGAAGAGAAUUGUUGUGUGAUGCGUUACACCACUGCUGGGCAGCUUCUAAAUAUUAUUUCCCCAAGAGAAUUUGUUGACUUCUCCUAUACUGUGGGCUAUGAAGAAGGACUUUUAUCCUGUGGGGUAAGUGUUGAAUGGAGUGAGACGAGACCAGAGUUUGUCCGUGGCUAUAACCAUCCCUGCGGCUGGUUCUGUGUUCCACUCAAAGACAAUCCAAACCAGAGUCUCCUGACAGGCUAUAUUCAGACGGACCUGCGUGGCAUGAUCCCUCAGUCUGCAGUAGACACAGCAAUGGCAAGCACGUUAGCCAACUUCUACAGUGAUUUGCGAAAAGCUUUACAGAAGGCAUAAUGUGUUCAACUCAUAGUGCCUUGGUUUGCUGACUCUGCUCUUUCCCCUCAGCUACGUGACCUGUAGAAGCCAUCAGUUCCUGCCUGCUGUGGCAGCCUGUGAAAACUCUGGAGGUGUUAUAGGCGCCAGAGUACAAUCUCAGUUUCUAUUAAAAGUGAAUAGCUAUGUAAAUAGGGCAUUUAGAAUUUCUUAAAAGUUUUAUUUGCACCUUGUUUGGUUGUGAAAGUGUGUCUGUGAAUGGAAAGGAUGAAAUGCCAAGAUUUAGGUACAGGCUAAGUGUAGUCUAUUCACACACGGGUCAAAUAGUACCUUGGGAGGAAGCUUUUGGCUGCUUAAAAAUUACAAAGUGUGCAAACUCAAUGCUAUUCACAUUAUUUUGGAGCUUCUUGGACAUUUUGUAGAAUUAUAAUGGUUCCUGAUGUAAAUGUUCAUUUCUCUUGCUGUGCUCUGUGAGUUUGCCAAUAGCUUGGACAAAAGGGACAAGUCCGCCUUAGUCUGUAAAGAUGAAGGUCACUAUGCAUUGACUUGUGCUGUUUUAAACAUUAGAAAGACCACAGGUGAGAAGAAUGGCCAUUCUUGUAACCAUAGGCACAAGUCAAUAGCAUUUCAUUUUGAUAUCUAGGUAAUGUUCUUCUGCAAAGUUUAUAAAAACAUACUUGUGUCCUUACGUGCAUUUGUUCUGGGAGUGACUGGAAACAGCCAGAUAUGCACUGGUGACAUCACACUGAGCAGUAGCAGUCACUGGAGAAACCACCUGGUGCUGUCCCUUCGGCACCAGCAAACGGCCAGUACUAAAAAGUCAGAUUCAAUGACUGUUCGAUACAUAUUUCAGCUUGAAGCUACAAACUGCAUGCUAAACAAUUCAGUUUUGCUGUAACUUCGAUCUGGAAUUGUAGCAGAAGCAUCACUAGAUCAGCCAGGUGUGUAGAUGUCCUGGUGUGACCAGAAUGAAGCGUGAGUGGAGCUGUUUUAUGUGAACAUCCCUUCAUGGCUAGGACAUUCCAAAUCAUUCUUUGACUUUUGAAUGUCCACCUAGUUUAUUUGUAAAAUGGACAUCUGCGGUAACUCAGUGUCCACACCCAUUCUGUGUUUGUGUGGACACGCAACACUGAGUUCUGUAUGUGUUACUGCUUCUGCUUCUCUCUGGCCUUCCUUCUCAUCAGCUUAGCCCUCCAGGCCUCCAGAGUGAGGAGGUCAUUCGCUGCUGAGCGGAGACCCACUGCAAGUAAAACAACCCUUGUGGAAAUGUUUGCAUUGCUGUUGUGAGUUUCACUGUGGGUUCGGAGCUUACAUGCGAGCUGUCUGAAACUUCCGUCCAUUAAUGUAGAGUUUGCAUAAUCUACAGUUUACCUGUGGUAAAAAUGUGAGUGUUCUUUAAAAAACAUUUUGAAGAGUUGUGCAGCCAUCACCACUGUGCAGUUGAGGACGUUUCUGUCACCCCAAAGAUCCCAUUUUUUUCCUGUAUAUACUGUGUAUAGUCAGCUAACCAGCAUUGAUCCCAGUUGCCAGUAUAGGGAGUGGAUAAGAAAGAUGACAUCAGAGUUUUACUAGGUUUUACUUCUGAGAGUAGAGGUGUGUGUGCAUUUGUGUGUGGGUGUGGGUGUGAAUUUAAGCUCAGGAACAUUUGUAUGUUUUAAGUGUGUUAUCUUGAGUAUUGUAAAUAUAAAAAUGAUAUGAAAUGAGGAUGAUACUUGCAUAGUUGGAUCUGCUGCUUCUGAAGCAGUCCUAGUACAGACAAAUAAUACAAGCCAUAUAUAUGUAACUUAAAGUAUCCUAGAGGCUGGGGAGGAGUCAGUACUGAAAGAACAUUUGCUGCUCUUGCAGAAGCACCCACAGGGUAGGGGCUGGGGCUUACAGCUGUCCAUAGCUCCAGUUCUGGAGGAUCUUGCACCCUCUGACCUCUGGAGACACAAGGCAUGUACAUAGUGCACACACACACACACACACACACAUAGAAAGAAAAAAAUACACAUCUGAAACUCAAUGUAGCAAUGUUUUCUUUGACUCUCUAUCCAAAGUAUUUCAGGACACAGCUGAUGUCAAAGGUGUUGAGAUACCUCACGGUGUCUGUUAACUCUUUGAGCAGGGUGGGUAUUUUACUGCUGUGGACUCGACAUACUUCAAGCACUCAUUAUCCACACGAGGCCUGCAGCUGUUAUAAUGAGUCACUCAAGCCUACACAGUACCUUUCAUUUACCUUGCUGUAAGACGAAGUGGACAGUUCACGAAUUGCUUGCUUCAACAGAACCUUUUACAGCUGAGCACUUUCAGUGCUUGCUGCACAAGACGUCUACUUUAGAAAUGUACAUACAAAAACUACUGAUUCCCAGCAAAUGAAAAAUUAUUGCCUCAAAAUUAUUUUCACUAAAAGUAACUUUUGAUAGGCCAGUGAAGGAAAAGUAUAACCUGUCACAUUCCUGUGUGGAUGCGCGUUUCCUGUCGCUUACAGCUUGCUAAGGAAAUGUGUGUCACACUUUGGAAAUGCACACCGUAGUGUCCUGUUCAGGAGACACUGUUCUUUUUAGAUGAAAUUAGUUUCAUAUAAGUGGCAUUUUGGUAGGAAAUACUGGUUUUGUUUAAAAAAAAAGUCUUGAUUACUCUUCAAUAAUUAAAGCAAUACUCAGCAAAAAAUAAUAGUAGUAAUAUUCUUAGUUUUCUGUGCUAUAAACCACUGGGGUAUUAUAAACAUCAGUAUUUCUUUCCUGUUCCAUGCACACAAUGGGUGUAUUUGGAACUGAGGGUUCCCAAGUGUAAAACUGUGUCCUAGUUAACAGAAUGUUUCCCAUUCAUCUACCUGUCUUUUCUACUUGAGGAUCAUUUGACUAGUACUUAGUGAACUAAACUAAUGUCUCAAGGUAAGACUGUACCUUUAUCUGGAGAAGCAGAGAAAACACCCCAGCCUUUGUCCCUCGUUGUCUCUAACUGUUAGGUCUGGGAAAUCUUUUUUACUGUGGAUGGCAGCUUUGUGUGUUUGUGAAAGCACAUAGCCUCUUGAGGACCAGAUGCUAAGUUAAAUGGCUGUUGUAGCUCUCUGAACCCAAAAGAGAAGCCACCAAAACCAAAGAAGUUAAUGGAAAUCUGGAUUUGAUUAGGACUCCUUUAAAACUUACAUGGACCCUUGUCCAGGCCCUUCCACCUGUCCUUCUUUUCCUGUGGUGCCGAGGCCUGGUGCAUGCUGGGACUGAGCUACACUUCUGGCCCCAUGGUGAGCACACUGGACAUGUAGAGUAUAGGGUGGUGAAAUCUGAGCAUAGAAGCGUGAGCUCCUUCUACAGUGCAGGACUGGAAUUACAGUUUCAUUGUCAUUUUAUUUCCAGGGAUAAGUACUGCUGUGUCCUAAAAUUCAUCACUUGCGGUCCAACAAAUGAUGUAUUAUACUGAGAUCAUUUUUAGGAAGUUUGUCAUUUUAUGAAUCUGUAUAUGGAAUUAGAAUAAAGGACAGCUGAUAAAAAUGAGAUGUAUAUUUUUAAAUUACAGUGGAGUAUAUUUGAAUAAAGAUUUCUAGACACUCUUGUUACUGGUCAUUGAUCUUGUUUGUGUACGUUACUCUAAUCUUAACUACUAACCAAAUGCUUAUUUAUCUAAAUUUAGAGAAUGUCAUUUAACUACUUGAACUGUUUAAAAAGUGUAAGUCUGGAAAAUAAAGUUAACACAUGCU